Molecule: messenger RNA, 3017 nt
Organism: Chroicocephalus ridibundus (black-headed gull)
Lineage: Eukaryota; Metazoa; Chordata; Aves; Charadriiformes; Laridae
Gene: NOP2
Product: NOP2 nucleolar protein
Exons: 16
Coding region: 349-2427 (692 amino acids)
Biological process (GO): maturation of LSU-rRNA; rRNA base methylation
Cellular component (GO): nucleolus
Molecular function (GO): rRNA (cytosine-C5-)-methyltransferase activity; RNA binding
Source: RefSeq, a predicted model, not a curated record
GGGACCCCUUUUGGGACUCCAUUUUUGCUUCCUCCUCCCACGCUAACCCCUUUCCCUGCUGCCCGCCUCGCUCUUUACCCCCUUCAGACUCACCCACGCUCCCGCCUCCGAGCCCCCGGCGCCCCCCGCCCUGACCCCCGGCAGCUCUCCGCCGGGCCCCGGCCCCGCCUCCUCCUCCCCGCGGCGGGCACGGCGGCCUGACGUAGUGCCGGCCGAGCCACUCGGAGAGCAGGAGCGGCGGCCCCAGCCAAUGGGCGAGGAGCGGGGGGGCGGAGCCGAGGCCGUGCGCAUGCGCCGGGGCGGCACGGUGCGGCCUACACGUGCGGCGGCGGUGGGUAACGCGGAGCCAUGGGGCGCAAGUUGGACCCCACCAGGAAGGAGAAGCGCGGCCCCGGGCGCAAGGCCCGCAAGCAGCGGGGGGCCGAGGUGGAGCUGGCCCGCUUCCUACCGCCAGAGCCGGAGACCGGCAAGAAGAAGCUCUCCAGUCACGGGAGGAAGAGGGCUGCGAAGAGGCGGCUGGGAGCGGGCAGCGCCCCGGCGGGGAAGAGGCCGCUCGGCGGCGGAGGAGGAGGGCGGGAGCCGGCAGUUAAAGAGCAAGUAUCCCCGCAGAAGGAGAAACGGGCCGUAAAGGCAGCAGGACAAACCCCUCGUGGCCGGUCUGGCUUCAGUGACGGCAAUUCAAAAUGGCUGUCUCCGGCCAAAGCCAAGAAAAUCCUGUCUAAAGGAAACAACAUGGAGUUAUCCAGCGAUGGUGAGGUGGAAGAGGGCAGCUGGGAGAUGGAAGAGGAGGAGGAUGGGAGCAGCGAUGAGAUGGUGGAUGAUUAUGGUGCCUCAUCAUCAGAGGAAGAAGAGUUGCUGCCUAUUGAAAAAGCCGCCCUGAAGCAGAAGUCUGACAGGGGAGGCCUCAGUGAAGAUGACAGUGAAGAGGAGGAGGAGGAGGCAGAGGAGGCGGUAGAGGAGGCAAGCAGGCAGAAAAUGGGACAGAAGGAGGAAGAGAGCACGGAUCUGCAGCUCAACCUGGAUAUAGACGAACAAUUUAAGCUGCCGACUAAUGAACAGAUUGAGAGAGAGGCUGCUGAGCCACCUGACCUGCACAUCAUUCACCAGCGCAUCAAGGGCAACAUGGAGGUGCUGCAGGACUUUGCAGUGAAGCGGGAGGAAGGACACACGCGACAGGAGUACCUCGCGGUGUUGCGGCGGGACAUGGCUGCCUACUAUUCCUACAGUGACUUCUUGCUCAUGAAGCUCAUGGACAUCUUCCCGCUCCCUGAGCUGAUAAACUUCCUGGAGGCCAAUGAGGUUCCCCGCCCUGUCACCAUUCGCACCAACACACUCAAGACGCGGCGACGGGACCUGGCGCAGGCUCUAAUCAACCGUGGGGUGAAUCUCGACCCCUUGGGGAAGUGGUCGAAAACGGGACUUGUUAUUUACGACUCCUCUGUGCCCAUCGGUGCCACCCCUGAGUAUCUGGCUGGGCACUACAUGCUGCAAGGAGCCUCUAGUCUCCUCCCUGUCAUGGCCCUGGCCCCGCAGGAGAACGAACGCAUCCUGGAUAUGUGCUGUGCCCCAGGAGGCAAGACCAGCUACAUAGCUCAGCUUAUGAAGAACACGGGUAUGAUCUUGGCCAAUGACAGCAAUGCCGAGCGGCUACGUAGCGUGGUAGGGAACUUGCAUCGGCUGGGAGUCACCAAUGCUGUAGUGAGUAACUGCGAUGGACGCCAGUUCCCCAAGGUGCUUGGAGGGUUCGACCGUGUCUUGCUUGAUGCUCCUUGUAGUGGAACAGGUGUCAUUUCCAAGGAUCCUGCUGUCAAAACCAACAAGGAUGAGAAAGACAUCCUGCGCUGUGCUCACCUGCAGAAGGAGCUGAUUCUUAGCGCUAUAGAUUCAGUCAAUGCUGCCUCAGAGACAGGGGGCUACAUUGUCUACUGCACUUGCUCCAUCAUGGUGGAGGAGAAUGAGUGGGUUGUGGAUUACGCGCUGAAGAAACGCAACGUUCGUUUGGUGGCCACGGGCCUGGACUUUGGCAAGGAAGGCUUCACCAGGUUCAAGGACCGUCGCUUCCACCCCUCCCUGAAGUCUACGCGGCGUUUUUAUCCCCACACGCAUAAUAUGGAUGGGUUCUUUAUUGCCAAGUUCAAGAAAUUCUCUAAUGCCAUCCCCCAGGCCCAGAAAGAUGAAGAGCCUGCUGUGGAAGCAGCAACUCCAUCCACUGACCCUGGUACCAUCACGGAGCCUCAACCGAAAAAGAAGAAACUUGAGGGAUCAAAAGCUGACAAAGAGCAGAAGCCGCCACAGCCCGCUUCGAAGAAGAGACAUUCCUUGCAGGCACAGAGGAGACCCUUGAAGGCUGGCCGGCCUUCUCCCAAAAUGAUGCGUUCUCAAGGCCCUGCCAGGAAGAAGCAUAGGGUGAAACUGAAUGGACAGUGAGCGGAACUGCUUUUCCAGGUGUUGGUCCCCUCCUUGGAGAGCAAAGGCCGGGGGCUGCUGCAGCUACGCACGUACCACCUUGUCUUUCCUGCUCUGUGCGGAUAAACUGCAGCACUGAGCGCCUGGGACAGCUGUAGCCCCGUUUGCUCCUUUCCCUCUGCAUCAAGGACUGAUGCACCGACCCAUUAAAAGUUUUAUACUCUUGCACAAGUCUUUGUCCUCUUACUCCUUACUCCUCCGCAACAGAAACCCCUUCCACACCCGUCCGACGCUCUGGCAUUUCUGGUGUCUGUUCUUACUCCCUGCAGCGUGGAUGGUUGUGAAGAAGCAGCGGGAGCUGAAAUAGUGUCCGCCCAGAUGAAGGUUGUGUUGCGUGGUGCCUGCCAGCAGAGUGCUUCCUCAGGGCAGGGCUGGAGCUCCUAGGCCAGCAGUCCUGCGCUGGUCCCUAGUUCCCUGUUGUCACUGUGCGCCAAUCCAGGUCACUGUUGCGGUUGUCCCCGUUUCACCCUUAUUCUUGGCCUCCCAGGCUGCAGCAGGGAGUGCUGCUGGUCCUGGAGCUUAUGCAAUCGCAUUCGUUCUUUUUGCCUUUU